GCGAGAAGGCAACAAGAGAGGAGGGGGAUAAGCGUGCUUUUUGUUCAAACCAGCCAAUGGGCACGAGGCGUUGAGAGACUGACAGCUCGGGUCAGGUGCGGCUCCUGCCAAUAAGCUACUGUUUGCGGGAUUUGACAGACGGACGCACAACAUACACGCGCCACCCAGCAAGGCCAUAUUGUCACAGCGGGGUUGCAUUUUAGGGCUUACAGCGGGCGGACCCGCCGGCAGCAGUGGCAGCUUGGAAUUAACUGAAUCAAUUGAAGCGGUUCGCUAGCUUCGUGAAUCCAGUUGAGCUGUCAUUCUGUGGAAGGAAAAAGGAACUCCUGGGGCGUCUCUUUUUCUACUUAUUUUUGUCUUCGUUUUUCUUUCUUCUAAAUUCUUCUUGGCGGCAUUUUGGACACUUUGUGCUGUGACUUUGUGCGCACUUGGAAAACCAAAGCUUGGAGAGACAACGACAGAGAGAAAGAAGGGGAGACAGAAGGAGAAGAAAGGAAUUUUGACAAAGGACUGGUGGCUCUUCUGUGACCAUGUCCCGACGAAGCCAGCGUCUUGGUGGGACUGUUCAUUAUUACCAAAGCGAAGAUGAUGGCAACAGCAGCAAUAGUGGUGGGAGUUCACUGCUGGGUGGACAGCAGCCCUUGUUUAAAGAUAGUUCCAGUAGUCGGAUUCUGAGAAGGAAAUCCAGCAGCAUGAAGCGCCUCUCUCCAGCCCCUAGCCUGGGGACCGGUCCCACCACCCACACCACCUCCUACUUCAGCGAGUCUGUGGUCAGGGAAUCUUACCUGGAUGAUGGCAGAGGACUUUCUGUUAAAAGCAGCACUGCCUUGGGUGAUCCACUGGACAGCAGUUCUUACUGGAGUGAGGAGUUUUCAAGAAGAAGAAGAGGCAUUGGAGGAAGCACAGAAUCCAGUAAAAAAAUUAAUGGACUGGCAGAAAGGAAGAUAUAUGACACCUAUGCAUCUUCAUCUGGUUACUCCUCUGAGGAUGACUACACAGGUAACACUUACUUGGACCAGAACUCUUCAGGUUCUGGGUUUAGGAAUGCACUCUCCAAAGCAGGUUCUCUUCUGUGGCUGGUGCUUACAUCACCAGGGCGGUUCUUUGGAUUGUUAUACUGGUGGAUUGGGACUACGUGGUACCGUCUCACAACUGCAGCUUCUCUCCUGGACGUCUUUGUCUUAACCCGGAGCCAUCCAUCUCUGAAGAAGCUGCUGCUGUGGCUGCUUCUGCUGCUCUUCCUCACUGCUAUUGGUUAUGGUGCCUGGUAUUUCUACCCCUUUGGGCUCCAUCCCUCUAUGCUUUCUUGGGGAUCUGUGAAGAUGUCCCCUCCUGUUACCAAGAAACAACAUGAAGCAGGGGAGCUCGCUGAAUUUUCUGAGGCCCAGCAGCAGGUGUUGUCCCGGCUCCAGGCCCUGGAGAAACGUUUGGAGAACCUGGAAGCUGCUGCAUCAGUGCUGCAGCUCCAGAGAGGAACAGCAACAGAGGGAACCACUCUGUCACAUGAUGAUAUCCUGGCACUGCUGGACGGGCUGAUGAGGCAACGAGAGACCGCCAUGAGAGAGAAGUUCCAUGCAGAGUCAGACCUUCAUCUCCAGGGUGAGUUGGAUCUUUUACGAACCCAAUGGAAGAAGGAUUUCGACCAUUUCCUGAACAAAGUCUCCCAGGAUAGUGAGGAGGCAGAGGCCAGAAUGCUGCAAAUGACGGCACAAUGGCAAAGUUCCACCCAAGAAGGUCUAAUGGGAAAUUUGCGAAAGGAGAUGGAUGUGCUGGAGGGGAAGCUAGCAGGGCUGAAGAAGGAGUUUGCGAUCUUGGUCUCUGAUCAGAAGGCUUUGUCAGAAAAUAUGGAGUCUUUUCCAGGACAGAUCAAGGAAAUGAGGGAAGAUGUGGAAAUCCAGUUUCCUGUAUGGCUUAGCCGAUACCUGUCCCAACCUAGAGAAGAUGGAGUGGGCCUUCUGUUCCUCCAACGUGAAGAAUUGCAGGACCAGCUCCGCAGACUGGAGCAAAAGAUCCUCACCAAGAUCUCGGAGGACCAGCGGCUGUCCGCACGGGAUGUUGGGGUAGUGCUCCAGAGGGAAGGAGUCACAGGAGUAACAGAAGAGCAAGUGCACCACAUAGUGGACCAGGCCUUGAAGCGUUUCAGUGAAGAUCGUAUCGGAAUGGUUGAUUAUGCCCUUGAAUCUGGAGGGGCCAGUGUUAUCAGCACCCGAUGCUCAGAAACCUACGAGACCAAGACUGCACUGCUGAGUCUAUUUGGGAUCCCUCUGUGGUACCACUCUCAGUCUCCACGGGUCAUUCUCCAGCCAGAUGUCUACCCUGGGAACUGCUGGGCAUUCCAAGGCUCCCAAGGCUUUGCUGUCAUCCGCCUUUCCAGCAACAUCUAUCCCACUGCCGUGACCUUGGAGCACAUACCCAGAUCCCUCUCACCCAAAGGAGCCAUUCCCAGCGCCCCCAAGGAUUUUGCUGUCUUUGGUUUAGAUGAAGAAGGACAGCAAGAAGGCAUCCUCCUUGGGCAAUUCACAUACAGCCAAGAUGGGGAUCCCAUCCAGACCUUUCACCUUGAGCUUCAGGAUGAAGACAAGAAGACAGCCUUUCAGCUGGUUGAGCUGCGAGUUCUCAGCAAUUGGGGCCACCCAGAAUACACUUGCAUUUAUCGCUUCCGUGUCCAUGGGGAGCCAGUCUCUUAACCCUUUCUAGUGCCACAGUCUUGAUAGCUGGCUACCUCAAAUUCUGUGCCUCAGACUGACACAGGCAAGCAGAAAGCAGUGUCAGAAAGGAGAGCCAGUUGGAAUGGGUGAUGCUUAUUAUUUUGCUAUGUUGCUCUUAGAUAGGGAACACGGGGAAUAAAUCACCACCGUCCCCAGGUGAUUGGUUCUCUUUGGGGAAAAAAGCAAAACCAAACCCUUCCAGUGUGCUGAGGAAGAAAGUGGGCUCUCCUUGAUUUGGUAUUUUAUAUUCAGCUGCUUUUUAAAAAUUCAGUGUUUAAAAAAAAAAGAAACCUAUGCAGUUCUUAUCUUGCCCUUCCCACCCCAAACAAAAACUGUAUUCUGACUUUUUUUAGAGAGCUGUGUCAUGAUAGCCCUUAUAGUUCUAGUGGUGUUCAUAUUUUUAUUAUAUAGUAUUUGGAGGUGAGGGUAAUAAUGUAUUUAUGUAAUCUGUCUCAGAUGAAGACAGCAAGAGGCUUUAUGCUAUUGCUUUUUCCUUUCCUGGGUUGGCAGGAUUUAGUUUGUUUUUAUUAUCCAACCAUGUCUACUGUAGUAGGCACCCACAACACUGCACAGUAGGGAACACCAGAGGAAAAUGGGCAUUUAUUUCAAGUAUUUAAAAACAGGAGGCUGCAGUCCUAAAGGAUGAGGAAGUAAGAGGCUUGUUUUCUGGGGAGAAACAGUGGGAAUGUAAGCAGGAGUGCCAAAAACUGCUCAGUGGCCCAUUAGUAUGGCUUCCUGCUAAAACUCAUUUCCAUGCUGCCAUGCUUAGAGCAAAUGACUGAAUUCUGACAGGCCCUUUCACCACAAUGGAAGUUCCUGCAGCAAUCCUGGAUAUGUAAGGGCUGAUUGUUCGUGCUGAGUGGUGAAGGAAACCACCCUGCACAUGCUCAGAGACACCCAUUUUUGUCUUGCAUAUUCCGAGUGAACCUUGAUAUUAAAAUCUAUGGUUCAAGGAUAAACCUUGCUAAGCCUGGCUCACAUUAAAGUCUGCCUUUGCUAUGCAUGCAAAGGAAACAGGCAUGUCUCGCUCUUGGGCUGCAUGUUUUAAUGCAAAAGUGGCUGCAGUACUGGUUGUGUUACAGUGCAAAUGGCUUCAUGUGCUCUCAAAGGAUUUUGUGUUUCUUCAGCUUGUAUACAUAUAGAUUAAUUUCGUAAAACAUUCAGAUAGCAAAGAGCUAAGAUUAGAAUGACCACUAGUGGCUGCUUCAGCCCUUAAUUUCUUUGGGCACUACUCACAACUGUUGAAAUCCAUUUUAUCUCUAAUCUGUGGUCAGAAAUAACAAGGAAUUUUCACCUUCCCCCAACACUGGGAGCAGCAAACAAGGGAAUCCCCUUGCUAUCUCUGAUCACAGACUGGGAAAAACAUGUUUCCUCCCCACUUCCAGAGGGUAGGGCCCACACAGGACUUAAUCUUCCAGGUGCCAGACUGGGAACCCUUUUGGGACAGAUAUGUCCAGAGGUUCCCUGUCUCUUGCAUGAACCAAAUACCAGACUAGAUGGGUCCUCAGGCCCCUGCUAUGGGUUGACACAGAAGCUGUGCAAAUGACCCAUCCAUCACUUGGCACAAAGUGCAUGUAGCCACUUUAUAAAUCGUUUACAUGUAUUGGCCUGCUAAGAGGUACAAAAAUGGUCCCCACCUUCUGUAGCUGACCUGCACAGGUACUGGAAUGAGAUGAGAUGGGAAGGAGGACAUAGAUUACUGAGGGGGUGCAAUGGACUGCAUUAGUACGGGAGACAGGCUUGCGGUUUUGAAUGCACCCUUGCAUUAAUACAUUUGUUCAAAAACCCUGAGCAGAAACUGAACACCGCAAGGAACAGAAACUCUCUUCCUGAGAGACUGGUUUCAAUUUUCAGGAAGCUUUUCCACACAGUGGAGGCAAUUAAAAAAUGGAGUCCCCAUGUUAUCUCUAAAGUGGUAUAACCUAUUUGACUUCCUUAUUCUGCUGCACAUGUAGACCAGUCCACUUAAGAAAUCUAGAGAAAUCUGUGGUAAAAUUACUACAGAUGAAGUGCUUACACUGUGUUAAAUAGGUCAUUGGUAUUUGCCAACAGUAAAAGCUGCACUUGGAAGGAAUGGCCCUCUUGCUAGGGAUAUCUCAUAAAAGAAUUGUUUCUUCUAAGAGGCUUCUACCAAAGGAAGGAUAUGUGGGCAUACAUGGUGCAGUGAAAACAGUGUGGAACGUGCCAGUUUCCCAGCUGAGUUGAGCUCCAGAACAAUCUGUCCCUCGCGUUCACAAUGGAAAUUGUGCACAGUGCUGCUGGACUUUGUGUUGGUCAAGAGACCACUUCCCUUCCAUCUCUCCAGAAUACUGACUGCCACAAUGGCCAACCAAUCAGGGAGCUGGUCUCUCCUCCCCUUGGCUAGAGGUUAGCUUCCUGAUUGGCUGGACUUCUUCUUUUUACUUAGAAAAACCUGAAGCAUCAAAUACACAUUUGGAUGAAUAUAUUUGCAGGGUACCUGAAGUAAGUGUGCUUUUCUUUAAAAAGUUCAAAGGCAGUGGUAUAGAUGUGUUGAAGCACAGAGAAUCAACAUUUGAGUAGUGAGAACUAUUUGUGUCAGAAGAGGAAGUGGGAGAAGCAGCGUUUGGCCAUCUUUGCUCUAUGUUGAGACAGGCAGACUGCUGCUGUAGUUAGCAGGACAUUUUUUCUGCUUUUGGAAUGUAAACACCAUUUUCUUAGCUGCAUAUGCAACCUUGGUAGCUACUGCACACUUCAGAGCAUGGGCAGUAUUGCAUGCCAUUGAGGAAACUAUGACAGGAUAAAAUCUGUUAUUGGUUCCAUGUCCCUGUCAAGAGUGUGAGGAAGAGGAGAAACUUUAAUGUGACCGGUCAAAACAAAGGAUGCCCCACAGAGAAAUAACAAGGCAAACGUAUCAUUCAGCCUUGCCAUUUCAAUGUUUUAAAAGUCACAAGGAUUAAUGAAUGUGACCCAAACUGUUCUAGCAUGAAUGCUUAGUGGAGAAACUGUGAUGUAAUUCUCUGGUCAUCUAAAAUAGCUUAGCAGAAGUGCAUGGACAUAGUUUGAUAUAGAUUCACACUGUUAGUGUUACUAGGUCAUGUUCAUUUAGUUAUAGCAUAGAGUAUUGGGUGUUCACUACCAGAUGCAUCCAGAGGAAAGCUGGUACCUGAGGGAGCGGGGGCAUGCACAGGGCAUGCUAAAAUGGCCCCAUCACUUGCUCCAUCCUUACUUGCAUCAUCCAUAGUUGCAGUUUUUCGGAUGGUGGAAGUCUACAGCCUACCAACUGACCACCCAUCGACUCAGCAGUGAGGGGUAGAAAUAGGGUAGCCGAUAACUGUGUCUGUAUCCCUCUGUCACGCUUACAGCAAUGAUCUGCAAUAUGGGAGGAGGUAUGUCGUCCUAUUGGGCUCCAGUAAGAAGUGUUAUGCCCCUUGGCUUACAGCAUUUGCUAGUGGACUUUACUUGCAACUUGACAAUAAAGGUCAGUUCCAACAUUUAUUUCUCCUAUGAUGUAAGUAGGGCAAAAAGCAUAAUAGAAGGCAACACUUACAUGCUUUAUUUAACCCGUAAUUGUUUGCUUUCCCCAGAGUUUGUCUGUCAGACUAUUGAACAAACUGUGGUUUGUUUUCUCAAUUCUUAGUUGUUUCUUUCCUCUUUUGCCUGCUCUGUCCGUGUAUCCCAUAUGCCUUUGCAGUGCUGCAGUACUGGCACACAGAGCAGCUGGGGGUGUGGUAUUUUUCUACUCUUGCCUACCAUCUCCAUCACCUGGAGAAAUAAUUACAGUUCUGAGUUUGCACAUAGUGAUAACAAUCCAGAGUUCACAACUCAACAAACCAUGGUUUUGUUUUCUGGAUUGUUUGUGGUUAACAAGCUUUGGUCACUACAAUCCAAAAUUCUGGAGUCCAUACCAUACCAUGGGUUACUGUUGUGUGUCAGCCAGGCCAUAAUGUAAUUUUAUAUGCCAAAAUGGUGGCAUUCCUGAAAAAGGGUGGCAAGCUUGCACAUAACAAACAAAAUCAGCCUCUUUUUAACCCUACCAUUUUGCUUUCAUCAGGAAGACCAAAGGAAGGAUAUCAGCGCUGCCUUAGAAAUUGCAGUUUUGAGCUGCUCUAAGUCCCAUUAGAUACCUCUUUCAUGCUUUUGGUAGGAAACUGGUUGUACUUCUGCACUGUUUAUUGGUCAGCUAAGGUUGUGGUAUGAUGCUAGAGAGGAUUUUAAAAAAUACAUCCAUGGAUAGUUGUCUAUAUGUGCGUGUGAAAAGCUAUGUCUUUGAACCAUAGCUUAGCUCUUAUCUUUGUACUCUGCAGCAGAUAAAGAUGUCUUAAGCACUGAUUUUUUUUAAAAGUUUGCUUAUGUAUUACCCCUUAUAAAAGAUAUGUUGUUGAUUAGCUGUACUUAGGAGAAAACAAAGGUAACUUGUAUGGGUGCAUACACAAGAUCACACUUUCACUAUGCCAGGUUAAUCAAUCUGGUGAAACUACUUUGCCUUGGUUUCAUAUAAUUAAAGUGAAUCCAUUGCUUGUGUCAAACGCUUAUGUGUUUCAGCAUCUUGGGUGAAUGUAAAAAUUUGAUUAAUAAUCUGAGUGACCAAAUCAGCAUUUGGUGAUCUUGGAUAUGUACCUGAAGGACUGUGAGUGACGUUGUUCUGGCUCUCAUGUCCCUGCCUAUAGCUGUGUUAGCACCUAGAUACUAUUCUCCAAUUGCGCAAAACUGGGACUGGACUUAUGGUAACAAUAUAGAUGUCAUGCUCAUGUCAGCUCCCUGAGCAUAGCUAGGGGACUUGCAUGCAGGUGCUGCUGGUUUCAAUAUAACCACAAGCAUACUUGUGGAGCAGCUUUCUUCAACACUGGCCAGGCUGGCUAGGGAUGGUGAGAGUUGCAGUUCAGGGCAUCUGGAGGGAGGCAGGUUGGGGAAGAUAGUUCUGAAGUUUGUUUGCUCACAGGAGGCACCAUAGCAUCUUCCAUUAUCAGAUCAUCAACAACACAGUUCGUAUCUGCAGUGUCUUUAUCAACAUAGGUGAGCACCAUCCAAAGCAUGACUUCUCUUCCCCAUGCCUUCCUUUUGGCCUGUCUCAUUACACUGUCAAAAGCACCAUGUUAAUAUAGUGCCAUCAGUGUACAAGAGCAAAAAUAGUGCUUCUUUAAGAAACAGCUAUCUACAAAGCAAGGGAGGAGAGCAGUUUGUAUCUAAGACUGUAACCUGUUGCAAAUGCUGCACUGUUGGUUCAUUAUUUUUUAUCUACCAAUUGUAAUUUAUGCCUAUGCAAAAGAAACCCAAGACAAUAAAUGACCUUUUUUUAAAAGGGUUGAGACUGACUGUUGGUGGAGAGGAGAUGUCAUUAAUUUAGUAAUUGUUUUGCAAGGGAGGAAAUUGUAAACACCGAAGGGCAGCAAUUCUGUGAGUGCAGAGUACCACACACAUGCAUGCAGAGCUUUCUAGAAGAACUUGCCCAUCUCCUCCCAUAAACAUCACUGUGCUGCUAUGCAUGGUGAUAGCCUAACAGAGCUAGAACAGAGCCUCUGCAGUGACCAUCUAGUAACAUGCUGCUCGUCACAUGGCUUCAGCUGUGGAUGCACAUUCCCAUAAAAAGGGCCAGCUGGAAACGUGCCAGAUAAGUGCAGUUGUUAGCAUGCAGCCGAGUCCACUGUGUCUGCCCACAGACCUUCCUUGGGCCACUGGUAGAUUGCAAACUAUUAGUAGGACUAUAGAUUGCAAACUAUAACUCAAUAGGCAAAGGAAGACUUGGUAAAAUUAGAUUUAGAGUAAUCUCAUAAGUUAUUUCCUGGCCCAAAUUUUCUGGGGUUAGGUAAGGGAGGAAAAGUUGCAACAGACGAGAGAGGGGUUCAGGUUUGAAAGGAGUCUUACAGCUUUCAGAACUGAAUUAAAAAUACUGAGCAUAAGGGCUUCCCCUACAUGUGUGCUACAAUGGUAGAUUUGCACUGGACUGCCAGUGUUUAAAGGAACACAGGUAGUAGCCCUUAAAGCUAUGCUAACACCUCUUCCUCAAAUAAAUUAUAUGACACCA
This is a messenger RNA of Varanus komodoensis (Komodo dragon), 8691 nucleotides long. RefSeq names its product Sad1 and UNC84 domain containing 2 (gene SUN2). Bases 531 to 2687 code for a protein of 718 amino acids. The record is from RefSeq and is a predicted model, not a curated record. Gene Ontology annotation, biological process: nuclear envelope organization. Gene Ontology annotation, molecular function: protein-membrane adaptor activity. The transcript is spliced from 18 exons. Lineage: Eukaryota; Metazoa; Chordata; Lepidosauria; Squamata; Varanidae. Gene Ontology annotation, cellular component: nuclear envelope; meiotic nuclear membrane microtubule tethering complex.